Molecule: messenger RNA, 1778 nt
Organism: Lutra lutra (Eurasian river otter)
Lineage: Eukaryota; Metazoa; Chordata; Mammalia; Carnivora; Mustelidae
Gene: DDOST
Product: dolichyl-diphosphooligosaccharide--protein glycosyltransferase non-catalytic subunit
Exons: 11
Coding region: 55-1374 (439 amino acids)
Cellular component (GO): oligosaccharyltransferase complex; endoplasmic reticulum membrane
Source: RefSeq, a predicted model, not a curated record
UAGACGGGGCACUUCCUGUGCCCAGGUGCUUGGGAUCUUGGCAGAAGGAAGAAGAUGGAGCCCGGCGCCGCGGCCCGCGCUUGGUCUCUCCUGUGGCUGCUGCUGCCCUUGCUUGGCCCGGCCUGCGCCAGCGGUCCUCGCACCUUAGUGCUGCUGGACAACCUCAACCUGCGGGAGACGCACUCGCUUUUCUUCCGAAGCCUGAAGGACAGGGCCUUUGAACUCACAUUCAAGACCGCAGAUGACCCGAGCCUGUCCCUCAUUAAGUACGGGGAGUUCCUCUACGACAAUCUCAUCAUCUUCUCCCCCUCGGUAGAAGAUUUCGGAGGCAACAUCAAUGUGGAGACUAUCAGCACCUUUAUCGACGGUGGAGGCAGUGUCCUGGUGGCUGCUAGCUCAGACAUUGGUGAUCCUCUUCGAGAGCUGGGCAGUGAGUGUGGGAUUGAAUUCGACGAGGAGAAAACGGCUGUCAUUGACCAUCACAACUACGACAUCUCAGACCUUGGCCAGCAUACGCUCAUUGUGGCUGACCCCGAGAACCUGUUGAAGGCCCCAACCAUUGUCGGGAGAUCAUCUCUGAACCCCAUCCUCUUUCGAGGGGUCGGGAUGGUGGCUGAUCCUGACAAUCCCUUGGUAUUGGACAUCCUGACGGGCUCCUCCACCUCUUACUCCUUCUUCCCGGAUAAACCUAUCACCCAGUACCCCCAUGCAGUGGGGAAGAACACCCUGCUCAUUGCCGGGCUCCAGGCCAGGAACAACGCGCGGGUCAUCUUCAGCGGCUCCCUGGACUUCUUCAGUGACGCCUUCUUCAACUCAGCAGUGCAGAAGGCCGCGCCUGGCUCCCAGAGGUACUCCCAGACGGGCAACUAUGAGUUAGCUGUGGCCCUGUCCCGCUGGGUGUUCAAGGAGGAAGGGGUCCUCCGCGUGGGGCCUGUGUCCCACCAUCGGGUGGGUGAGACAGCCCCACCCAAUGCCUACACUGUCACCGACCUUGUGGAGUACAGCAUCGUGAUCGAGCAGCUCUCAGAUGGCAGAUGGGUCCCCUUUGAUGGUGAUGACAUUCAGCUGGAGUUUGUCCGCAUCGAUCCUUUCGUGAGGACGUUCUUGAAGAAGAAAGGUGGCAAAUACAGCGUGCAGUUCAAGUUGCCAGACGUGUAUGGAGUGUUCCAGUUUAAAGUGGAUUACAACCGGCUAGGCUACACGCACUUGCACUCUUCCACUCAGGUGUCCGUGAGGCCCCUCCAGCACACGCAGUACGAGCGCUUCAUCCCCUCGGCCUAUCCCUACUACGCCAGCGCCUUCUCCAUGAUGCUGGGCCUGUUCAUCUUCAGCACGGUCUUCUUGCACAUGAAAGAGAAGGAGAAGUCUGACUGAGGGGCGGAGCCCUGGGACUCCCUAAGACACGCGGAUGGGAGUUGCGUAGAAUUGGGUCUUCCUGUAUGGUGGGUUUUUUUUUUUUUUUUUUUUUUUUUUUAAAGCCGUGUGACAGUGGCACAGCCUUACCUCAGGGGGAAAUGCAGCAUCGAGUACCAAGGGGUGGGGGUGGGGACUGAUUUUUAUGUGUGCUAAGUGGUAUUUUUCAUAUGUGGUCACUCUCAUUUCUAAGAUAAACAUUGCCCUCCAACUCUGUCUGGCCCGUGUGCUUUGCUGUGGUGGGGAUGCUGUUCAGUUGUGUUGCUGACCAAGGACUGCAUUUCCCUUAAGCAUGAAAUCCUAGAACUUCAAGGGAGAGGACAUGGUUAAUUAAACACACCAAGGUGUUUGACUUUCUAAUAGGA